ACUCGCUCGCUCCCCCCGCCAGCGGAAGCGCCCGCGGAGCACAAUGCAGCACUAAGCCGCGGUGGAGGCUGCAGCGCCACGGCCGACGCAGCACCGGCUGGGGCUGGGAGGAGGUGGCGGUGGGGAGCCCAGGGGCGCGGAGCGAGGGAAACGGACUCGGCGGCCGCGGCAUGAGGAGCUGAGCCUUUCGGGCGAGGCGGGCUGACGGCAGCACCAUGCAGGCGGCGGUGGCUGUGUCCGUGCCCUUCUUGCUGCUCUGCGCCCUGGGGACAUGCCCCCCGGCGCGCUGCGGCCAGCAGGCAGGAGACGCCUCAUUGAUGGAGCUAGAGAAGAGGAAGGAAAACCGCUUCCUGGAGCGCCAGAGCAUCGUGCCGCUGCGCCUCAUCUACCGCUCGGGCGGUGAAGACGAAACUCGGCACGAUGCGCUCGACACGCGGGUGCGGGGCGACCCCGGCGGCCGGCAGUUGACUCAUGUUGACCAAGCAAGCUUCCAGGUUGAUGCCUUUGGAACGUCGUUCAUUCUCGAUGUCGUGCUAAAUCAUGAUUUGCUGUCCUCUGAAUACGUAGAGAGACACAUUGAACAUGGAGGCAAGACUGUGGAAGUUAAAGGAGGAGAGCACUGUUACUACCAGGGCCAUAUCCGAGGAAACCCUGCCUCAUUUGUUGCAUUGUCAACAUGCCAUGGACUUCAUGGGAUGUUCUAUGACGGGAACCACACAUAUCUCAUUGAGCCAGAAGAAAAUGACACUACUCAAGAGGAUUUCCAUUUUCAUUCGGUUUACAAAUCCAGACUGUUUGAAUUUCCUUUGGAUGAUCUUCCAUCUGAAUUUCAACAAGUAAACAUUACUCCACCAAAAUUUGUUUUGAAGCCAAGACCAAAAAGGAGUAAACGGCAGCUUCGUCGAUAUCCUCGUAAUGUAGAAGAAGAAACCAAAUACAUUGAACUGAUGAUUGUGAAUGAUCACCUUAUGUUUAAAAAACAUCGGCUUUCCGUUGUAUAUACCAAUACCUAUGCGAAGUCUGUGGUGAACAUAGCAGACGUAAUAUAUAAAGACCAACUUAAGACCAGGAUAGUAUUGGUUGCUGUGGAAACCUGGGCGACUGACAACAAGUUUGCCAUAUCUGCAAAUCCAUUGAUCACCCUACGUGAGUUUAUGAAAUACAGGAGGGAUUUUAUCAAAGAGAAAAGUGAUGCAGUACACCUUUUUUCGGGAAGUCAAUUUGAGAGUAGCCGGAGCGGGGCAGCUUAUAUUGGUGGGAUUUGCUCGUUGCUGAAAGGAGGAGGCGUGAAUGAAUUUGGGAAAACUGAUGUAAUGGCUGUUACACUUGCCCAGUCAUUAGCCCAUAAUAUUGGUAUUAUCUCAGACAAAAGAAAAUUAGCAAGCGGUGAAUGUAAAUGCGAGGACACGUGGUCCGGGUGCAUAAUGGGAGACACCGGCUAUUAUCUUCCUAAAAAGUUCACCCAGUGUAAUGUUGAAGAGUAUCAUGACUUCCUGAAUAGUGGAGGUGGUGCCUGCCUUUUCAACAAACCUUCUAAGCUUCUUGAUCCUCCUGAGUGUGGCAAUGGCUUCAUUGAAACUGGAGAGGAGUGUGACUGUGGAACCCCGGCCGAAUGUGCCCUUGAAGGAGCAGAGUGUUGUAAGAAAUGCACCUUGACUCAAGACUCUCAAUGCAGUGACGGUCUUUGCUGUAAAAAGUGCAAGUUUCAGCCUAUGGGCACUGUGUGCCGGGAAGCAGUAAAUGAUUGUGAUAUUCGUGAAACAUGCUCAGGAAAUUCAAGCCAGUGUGCCCCUAAUAUUCAUAAAAUGGAUGGAUAUUCAUGUGAUGGUGUUCAGGGAACUUGCUUUGGAGGAAGAUGCAAAACCAGGGAUAGACAAUGCAAAUACAUCUGGGGGCAAAAGGUGACAGCAUCAGACAAAUAUUGCUAUGAGAAACUGAAUAUCGAAGGGACGGAGAAGGGUAACUGUGGGAAAGACAAAGAUACAUGGAUACAGUGCAACAAACGGGAUGUCCUUUGUGGUUACCUUUUGUGUACCAAUAUUGGCAAUAUCCCAAGGCUUGGAGAACUCGAUGGUGAAAUCACAUCUACUUUAGUUGUGCAGCAAGGAAGAACAUUAAACUGCAGUGGUGGGCAUGUUAAGCUUGAAGAAGAUGUAGAUCUUGGCUAUGUGGAAGAUGGGACACCUUGUGGUCCCCAAAUGAUGUGCUUAGAACACAGGUGUCUUCCUGUGGCUUCUUUCAACUUUAGUACUUGCUUGAGCAGUAAAGAAGGCACUAUUUGCUCAGGAAAUGGAGUUUGCAGUAAUGAGCUGAAGUGUGUGUGUAACAGACACUGGAUAGGUUCUGACUGCAACACUUACUUCCCUCACAAUGAUGAUGCAAAGACUGGUAUCACUCUGUCUGGCAAUGGUGUUGCUGGCACCAAUAUCAUAAUAGGCAUAAUUGCUGGCACCAUUUUAGUGCUGGCCCUCAUAUUAGGAAUAACUGCAUGGGGUUAUAAAAACUAUCGAGAACAGAGGUCAAAUGGGCUGUCUCAUUCUUGGAGUGAAAGGAUUCCAGACACAAAACAUAUUUCAGACAUCUGUGAAAAUGGGCGACCUCGAAGUAACUCUUGGCAAGGUAACCUGGGAGGCAACAAAAAGAAAAUCAGAGGCAAAAGAUUUAGACCUCGGUCUAAUUCAACUGAGACUUUAUCUCCUGCCAAGUCUCCUUCUUCAUCAACUGGGUCUAUUGCCUCCAGCAGAAAAUACCCUUACCCAAUGCCUCCACUUCCUGAUGAGGAGAAGAAAGUGAACCGACAAAGUGCCAGGCUAUGGGAGACAUCCAUUUAAGAUCAACUGUUUACAUGUGAUACAUCGAAAACUGUUUACUUCAACUUUUAUAGAAACCCAGGCUCAUGGAAUCACUGCAAAUCUAUCUGCUCUUCAGACAAUACGAAGACCCUCUGAGAUGCUACAGGGGAGAGGAAGCGGAGUCUCACAUCUGGUUACCAUUUUCUUUUUGUCAUUGGCUUAGGAUUUAACUGAAUCAUGACAAGAACUACUGAAAUGUUACACUAUAACAUGGAACAAUAAAGGUACUGGUAUGUUAAUGGAUAAUCCGCAUGACAGAUAAGACGUAGAAAUAUCCAUAAAGUUAACUCACAUGACCCAAAUGUAGCAAGUUUCCUAAGGGACAAUAGUGGAUUCAGAACCUGAUGUUCUGAAGCACAUCCUCACUGUAAACAGUAAUGCUAUAUGCAUGAAGCUUCUGUUUAUUGUUUUCCAUAUUUAAGGAAACAACAUCCCAUAAUAGAAACGAGCAUGCAGGGCUAAGGCAUAUAGGAUUUUUCUGCAGGACUUUAAAGCUUUGAGAGGCCAAUAUCCCAUAGGCUAACUUUAAACAUGUAUUUUAAUUUUUGUUUUGUUUUUUACUUUUCAUAUUUAUAUUAGCAUACAAGGACAAUUGUAUAUAUGUAACAUUUUUAAAAUUUAAAGAAAUGCAGCUGUUACACACAAGUGUAUUUUGCCAAAUGCCUAAAAAUUCAGUCACAAUCACAUCAUCAUCAUCCAUCCAGUGAUCUUCAAAGACUAUAAGCAGGUAAUGUUGUAAAUAUAGUGGUCAGUGCUGUAAAUGUGUCUCUCCAUAAUUGGUAUUUGUCCAAAACAUGUGAUAUCCCUUUAACCUGUGCACAGUCUGGAGGCGCAGUUUUAUUGAGUAAGUAAUUGAGUGAGAGAACAAAAUGCCCAGCAAAACUUCUGGCCUCCACAGUUUGCUGAUGCAGGAGCCCACUCUGCUCCCGAUGGGCUGCUCCCUGGAAAUCAUCCAUCCCAUCCAUCCAUCCCAUCUCAUCCCAGUGAGCCAGCCCCUCAGCAAUGUGUCCUGCUGAGAUUAAGCAAGUGCACCAAAGACACAUGAGACCACGUACUGCCAGUGAGCUGGUAGCUUCUGACUUGCCAAUAUUCUAACCCUUUGUGGCCUGAAGUUUUGUUCCUUGACAAAACUUUUCAGUCACCCUUAUCUGUGAAAUGAAUGACUUGUUUUAACAAAAACAACUUUGACACUAUUGAUUAAGAAUAUUUAUCAUCACUGGGAUGUGAAUCCCAACAAGUCAUUCUGCACUCACUCUGGUGCAAGAUGAUGGAAGAUUCUACUGUUUGAGUUGGGUAGCCUCAACCGUUCAUAAAGGGUUAAGUUAGAUCUGAACCACAGAGAUGCGGAAACUACAAAGCUACACUAACAGCUGGCAGGGGGAAAGAAUCUGAUGCUUUGAACCAUGUAUUUUUUAAUCCAUAGGAAAAUAAGAUUCUAUUUUAAAAGACCCUUCUUUAAAACCAAAGUUUGAUAACUGUUAUAAUGGCAGAUCUGUCAUUCCAAAAGAAAGCUAGCUACCCUAGUGAGGCUGGAGAUUGAUGGGCUCAAUCACAUGGUCUGCUCUGAAGUAUAGCUCUGAAGUAUACUUCUGAUUUCCUAAUUUUCUGUGUGUUCUUAAGGAGUAUGGAACCUGCAGACAGGGCUUCAGAAAUAAUCUCUAAAUUUGAUCCUCUUCCAUAGUAUCCAUGGACAAAAUCCAUAUCAUCUUCAUAUGUAAUCAAAUUGAUUACAUAUGAUGCCCAAACUGAAGGGCCGAGUUAGAAGGCAGCAUUUUGUGCUUUGUGUUUAUGUCUUCGGUAAUGGACCUCUCUUUUGAAAGUCUUUGAAAUGGUUGGAAAACAAUUUAAUGAUCCAAAAUUACAUAAUGUAAAACAGCAUUCUUCAUGACAGGAAGGGAUGUGAUUGUUAAUAUGACCAUAAAGCAAUCCAUCAGGCCAAGGUUUGGGUGAGUGUUGGGCACUGUUGCCACAUAGCUCAAGCCAAGAACAGAAGGGCAGACAGAUUGAAAGAUGUAGCAAAUAAAGUGACUUUUUACCAAGAUCACUGUAAUGUGCACUGAAUGUUUCCUGGUAUUGAGUGUAUAAAAGGCUAAUGCUAUAAGGUUUAUUUUGACUAUAGAAGAGUUUAUAGAUUUGAAUAUAAGGUGCCUCAUGUAAAUAUGCUUCCUAGUUACAGGUACACAAACUCUAAUUUGAAAGAAUCCACAAAUGGCUAGCUGAGAAGUUAACAGAUCUCUGUCUAUCAUCCAUCCGUGUGUCUUUCUCCCUUCACCUAUUUUUACAUGAAAUUAUUAUUUCAAAUGAAAAUCAUUAUCAUGUGCCUUUUGGGAGACAUGGUUGCUCUAGAGGUAUAUAGUUUGUAAUUACCCUCCUUGGAAGCUCCACCUUCCUGUGGAACUGAGUAAAAAUUUUUAUGUUUUAUUUUUAGAGAUUAUGAUUUUAGGUAUAUAGUAACUUUAAUGUUCUAUUCUUAGAAUCUACUCUAUCUCCCAUGUUUAAACAUUCUUAGAGCCAUUUGUGGGAUUCAUUGACAAAUUUGUAGUCUCAAGGGAGAGUUUCAAGAAGUAUCUGUAUGUAUACUUAUGGUUUGGGGUUCUAGAGGCAUUACAUCUAAAUAUUUAUGACUUUUCAUCCACUGAGGUAGGUAGCAUUAAAUAUAUAAGCACAGCAUUAUUUCUCUUUAAAUACCUAUUUUGAAGAGAAACUUUGAGGCCAUAUAACAGUUUAUAUCAUGCAACUAAUAUUUAUAUUUCCCAAUCCACUACAAAAUCAUUGCUAAGCAGAAGAGAGCAGUUACUUGGCCUUUAUGUUUCAUUGUAUGCCUUUUCCCCCUCUUUCUAAAGUUUUAUGCAUUGAUAAGACUACAGAUUGGCACCCAGCUGCCCGAGAUGUUCCAUUUAUCCAUAGUCGUCGUUGUGCAGUCAACCCUGAUUUAAAGGAACAUUUAAAUCUCUCCAGUAAGUGUCAACAGGAAGGCAUGGGAUAGCAGGGAGUCCUUACGGAGAGGACUGGCCACAUGAACUGUCCUCUGCAUCCAGCCACUCUUUAUUUAGAUGGGAAGUGUCAUGGUCCUCUGAACGCUGCAAGCUGGAAAUGAUCCCCAGGGCACAUGCAAUCUGUGGAAAGGAAUAAAUCAGACAGUGCAACAUGAUGAGGGCUUUCAAUUUGCUGUGGUUGCUGUAUUUUUAACAAGAAACCCAGAGCUUCGAUUAGGAAUAACCUAUCAGAGUUGUUCCUUUAAAAAAUACUGAUGAAUAAAGCAAAUGUGGGCUUAAAAUGCCAACUUAUUUUUCACUUUGAUAUUGGUGCUUUAAGUGAUGCCAUAGUUUGUCUCUUUUCCCUCUCACUUUAAAAAGAAUUUUAAAAUUGUGUUUGUAUAUAGGGUCAGUCUGGCAUAGAAUUUCUGAAAGUAACAUUAAUAGGGUUUCUAAAGAAGUUGUCAGUAAGACAAAAUUAGAUAUUCUGUGCACUUUCCAAGAAGGACUCUUUAUGUUUGAAUUUCAAAGCAGGCUUACAUUUCUUUUGUGUUGAUUCCCUUGCAUAUCUACAUAAUUUAAUCCUGUCUAUUGUCCGAGAUCUCUUAUGGCUACUUUACCUGUUACCUUUUUUGGAAUUUUGUUCUUUAUGUUUUACAGUUACCUUUGGACCAGAAGAUAUAUGAUAUUUUUAUUCAUUUUUUUCAGUGUUUUAAAAUAAGGUUUGUUCGUUUUAUCCAUUCAUUUCCUAUUGUUAUGUAGUUCUAUUUUAACCAUAUAUAUAUAGUACUUUAAAUAAAUUUUCUUAUGUUAUUAUUUAACACAAUAAUAAAUCCUUAUCUAAAUAAAAGACUAUUUUACUUUAUUUUGCUUAAAGGAAAGAUAAUUUAUUGGCAGGAUAUUGAGUAGCUUGUAGAGUAUAUGGGAAGGGGAGAGCCAAAUUAAGAACUGGCAGGAGUGAGGAGGGAUGAGACAGCUGCCUGCACAGUCUGAUAGGACACAUCUGGCUGCUGCCACUGGAUGCCCACAUGGACAGCAUAUCAUAAAUAUCACCCUACCAGUUGGUAAGUUGGCAUGAAUUUUCCAUGAAACGCUCUUGACUCCCAUUUGCACCGUCAUAUCUACUUUUUAUGCACCUAAUUAUAUUUUUCCUUUAACUUUUAUGGUUUUUUUUUCUUCUAAAACUGCCAUCUAAAUACCUUUCCACUCUGUUAAAUGUAUGGAGUCAAGAUAAAUUUCUCACUCUUGCUCUGCGGCUUAAGAUGUAUAGGAAGUAAACACUCCAUGGAAUAGGGCUUAAUUUGGGGCUCAGAUGUUUGGUUUUUUUCCUCCUUAGAUGUUUUUGAAUGGAUAAGACUACUCUGGUUUUGGAAGCAGCAACUUUUCUCCUGACCUGGAAGAACUAAGGACUUUGAUAAACAAUUUCCCAUUGAUAGUAUAAUAUAAUGAGGGGCCCAGUCUGCUCUUGUGAAAAUUGGCCCAGCGGCAGGCAGCAGCCCAUCCCAGCUGUGUGUGAGUAGCCCUGCUGUUAAAAGUACACCUGCUGGGAAUUGUUGGCACAUGCUCAUAGCAUAUGCUCUGGGGGGAGGUGCUUUUAAUUCCAAGAGGAGCUUUUCUAUCACGUCUGCAGAUGCAGAGCAAAGAUACAGCAGGACUUUAGAAAACAGGAGUGUUUCUAUUCACAUUUUAUUCAUUGCUUUGUUAGUCCCCCAAAUGGAGCAUCUUCUGGUUGUUUGUAAGCAGAAAAAACAAAACAUUCAAAACCAAAAACCUAAUUAAUACUUUUGUCCUUUAUAUCCAUAGUCUGACAAGCAAGCAAGCAUCCUCACGGUGAGAUUUUGAGGGAUGCUUCCAGAACCGUCCCGCUUCCUAUGUAGCUCCCCCUUCAGUAGCUGUGCAACUCUUUCCUCCUGACUAGGAACUUCUCUAUUGUGGAAGUCAGUUCCUUUGGCUAAGCUGUCCCUUGAGAGAACCCUAGGAUGCCCUAGGGAGUAGAGGUGGCAGGCAUCUUUAUCUUCGCCCACUGGCACAUUAGCAGCUUAUGCAACUUAGGAAGUCACUGGGAGAUGAGUCCCAAGAGGGUGAAUUUCAGGAUGGGGAGGAGAUAAGAAGCAGAGAACUUUGGGAGAUCAUGGGGCAUUUAGUUCUGGCACAGAUGCAGAAUGAAUAUCCACAGGAAGAUUCCUGAAGCCAGAUAUGCAGGAGAGCACACAUUGUUACGAGGGGUGUGAUGGGAAGAGAGGUGCUGGAUGCCUAAGACAGACUUGUGUGCUUGGCAGAUUGACUGAGUGUUGACUCUGAAUACUUUGUGGUCCAGUCCAUGAUAGGUCAGUCACUCUUGCCUGAUGCAUCCCUGUUGCAUUGUUCAUAGAACCUGUAUCAUAUGGGGAAGCUUGAAGGCUGGCAGGCUUUUCAUCAAGGAAUCAUCAUUUCAUGUUCUUAAGUAUCCUUGAAAUCAAAACCAGGCAAUGUGUGUUUUUGGUUUUGUUUUACAAAAAGGCAUACAAUGAGACCAAUUCUUAAGAUAAUGCACAUACAGAAUCAUCAAUAAAGUUUCAAAGAGUUUAUGAAGAAAAGGUAUUUUCCUUUCUUGUAAAAAUAAUAUUAUAUAUAUAUAUAAUAUGCUGAUCUGCAUUCACCCUAGGGCUUAGCCUCUUGUUUUAUGAAUUUUCAGGCUGUGAUUUGUGUUGGAUGGUUAAGCUCUAAAAUAAUGCAAAUAGCCCCAAUCUUUAAAUAUAGCGGUGCUAAGUUGAACAAGUAACACAAUACAGAAAAUGCUGAUAUGAAUUAAUACUUAGUAAUAAUACAAAAGUUCCUGCUAAAUUAUAUAUGUGUAUCACUGCCUGAUUAGAAACCCCACUUUUCUUUCCUAAUCCAGCACAAAAUCAAACUCUGAUUCUACAACCAGUCUUUUUAAAGGGCAAAAAUGACUCAACACCUUUGUUUUGUAUGGAAAAACUUUUUUUUUUUUUUUUUACACUAACUGCAAAAGUGCUUAAAAAAAUGUUUAUUCAGGAUAACUAAGCAUGUACUCCUUUUUUAACUUGCUGGAAGACUUGCCCCUCCAAACUAGCACCCCCAAAAGACAACUUCUUUCAGAAACUGGGUGUUUUACCUAAACAUAGUAGCUUAAAUAUUAGCCAGCAGUAGGUCAGCACUAGUGUUUUCCACGGUUAUCACCUUUGACAGGUGAUGUCCAUCUAUAGAUAGUGGAAGCCACCCCAUGGGGAGGUGUUAAUAGCAGCAUGGUUUCACUUUUGGUAAUCAGGUAAUCAUGUGUAUAUACUUAGAUUCGCAUUAUUUUAACAUUUCUCUGCUACUCUGCACUUCAGGUUCGUUAAGCUAUUUUAAUAAUUACUGGGGUUCUGGCAAACACCAAUGGAAAUGUAUAUGGCAACUGCUUUCCUGAGCAAGUGUAAUUUGUUUUAUGGCUGUUCAAGUUAUAAAAUUGCUCUUACAUUGUAGGUAAACAAAAUCUUGAUGUUUUUAAAGGUCACUGUAACCUAAGGUUCAAAUUUCUGGCACAGUUUUAUUAGUAUUCACUUUGAAAGCUAAUAAGAUACCAUGGUUUUCUAUGUUACUCUCAUUGUAACAUUAGUAAACUGACUUUCAAUAAAAGAUUUAUGUUAUUUUGA
Piliocolobus tephrosceles (Ugandan red Colobus) is the source of this 9462-nucleotide messenger RNA. RefSeq names its product ADAM metallopeptidase domain 22 (gene ADAM22). The coding region runs from base 216 to 2831 and encodes 871 amino acids. Gene Ontology annotation, molecular function: metalloendopeptidase activity. NCBI's taxonomy places the organism in Eukaryota, Metazoa, Chordata, Mammalia, Primates, Cercopithecidae. The record is from RefSeq and is a predicted model, not a curated record. Gene Ontology annotation, cellular component: postsynaptic density membrane. The transcript has 30 exons. Gene Ontology annotation, biological process: proteolysis.